AGUUGCUGUGCUGCUGUGGUGACAUGAGUGCACUGUGCCACCACAGAAAUAUAACAUAAUAAGCUGGAAACCUAAUAUGAAAGGUUAUUGCUUCUGUUGAAGUUAAUCGAAGCUGUUAACAUGGUCCAGUUACACGUGAAACGAGGAGAAGAGAGUCAGUUUCUUUUCAACACCACUGUCGACAUCGCACUGGAAACUCUGAUUGAAGAAGUCACAGCAAUCUACAAUGGGAGAUUGAAAGUGGAGAGGAUUUGUUCAGAGGUACCAGAGCUUGCAGAACAUGGCAUCACACUACCCCCAAAUAUGCAAGGGCUCACUGAUGACCAAAUAGUAGAUCUGAAACUUCGUGAUGAAUGGGAAGAUAAGUGCAUACCUAGUGGGGGUGCUGAAUUUAAAAAGGAUGAAAUUGGGCGAAGAAAUGGACAUGCUCCAAAUGAAAAAAUGAAAGAUGUUUUGAAGAAGACGGUGGAAGAGGCCAAAUCUUUAAUCUCGAAGAAACAGGCCCAGGCAAAUGUGUGUGUUACUAAGGAGAUGGUGAAGGAGGCUUUGGAUCUCCUACGGGGUGCUGUUAUGAUUGUUUACCCUAUGGGCCUUCCUCCACAUGACCCAAUCAGAAUGGAGCUGGAGGAUAAGGAAGAUCUAGCUGGCACGCAGGCAUGUCUCCAGGUGAUUCCCGCUGAAGAGGGCCAACUCUGGUGGGCCCAGAAAGAAAUGCAGCGCGGCAAGAAGCUCCAGGACUACAUUGGCAAAAAUGAGAAGACUAAGAUUGUGGUCAAACUACAAAAGAGGGGCCAGGGGGCGCCAGCGAGAGAGCCACUGGUCAAUGAGGAGCAGCAGAAACAGAUGAUGUUGCACUACUACAGAAGACAAGAGGAGCUUAAGAAACUGGAUGAAGCUGAUGAUGACACCCAUCUGCACUCGGAGUGGUCCGACAGGCAGGCCCUGAAAAAGCAGUUUCAAGGCCUAAGUAACAUCAAGUGGGGCCCCAGAUGAUCCGCCGAACACAGAGAGGGUGUGAACACGCCUCUGGAGAUCUCUGUGUUCUGUUAGUAAUGCCUUACCCACUGACAUUUGCUGUGAUUGCUGUACUCCUCAGCCCUCUUAUGUUUGGAAUCUGCAAUCUUUUUUGUUCUUCCUGUUUUUGACCCACAUAUUUUUGCACUGUACACACUGUAAGUUAUAUUAGCGAGUAAAUAAAACAGUCAUUAACUGGG
This is a messenger RNA of Alosa alosa (allis shad), 1214 nucleotides long. RefSeq names its product cilia and flagella associated protein 298 (gene cfap298). NCBI's taxonomy places the organism in Eukaryota, Metazoa, Chordata, Actinopteri, Clupeiformes, Clupeidae. The record is from RefSeq and is a predicted model, not a curated record. Gene Ontology annotation, biological process: regulation of cilium movement. The transcript is spliced from 8 exons. Bases 121 to 993 code for a protein of 290 amino acids.